This is a messenger RNA of Staurois parvus, 268 nucleotides long. The record is from the annotation of a GenBank genome assembly. NCBI's taxonomy places the organism in Eukaryota, Metazoa, Chordata, Amphibia, Anura, Ranidae.
ACAAUUCUGUGUCCCUCAGUAACAAUUCUGUGUCCCUCAGUAACAAUUCUGUGUCUGUCCCUGAGUAACAAUUCUGUGUCCCUGAGUAACAAUUCUGUGUCCCUAAGUAACAGUUCUGUGUCCCUGAGUAACAAUUCUGUGUCCCUGAGUAACGAUUCUGUGUCCCUCAGUAACAAUUUCUGUGUCCCUGAGUAACAAUUCUGUGUCUGUCCCUGAGUAACAAUUCUGUGUCCCUGAGUAACAAUUCUGUGUCCCUGAGUAACAAUUC